This is a messenger RNA of Sorghum bicolor (sorghum), 2047 nucleotides long. Its product is annotated as putative F-box protein At1g47765. The coding region runs from base 193 to 1338 and encodes 381 amino acids. NCBI's taxonomy places the organism in Eukaryota, Viridiplantae, Streptophyta, Magnoliopsida, Poales, Poaceae. The record is from RefSeq and is a predicted model, not a curated record. Gene Ontology annotation, molecular function: protein binding. The transcript has 5 exons.
ACCUCAUUGUCAUCUCCAAACAACCGAAAUCUUGUACAGUAUUCCACGGCCGCACACAACAACAGUCAGGCGCAGCCGCACGGCAGCGGAGGCAAGGCUAACCUAGCCACCGGCGGGGUAAACUCUCGGCUUCGGCGGUCCAUCCCGGGGGUUCCACCGCGCUUGUUUGGUCGGCCAUUACCAGCAUCGGCUAUGGCGUCGUCGACACUGCGCUCCGGGGCACAAGGAGAAACAGGGGUCGGCGUGCUACCUAUCGACUUGGUCUUUGAGAUCCUGAUCCGCCUUUCGGCCGCCGAGCUCUGCCGCCUCCGUGUCGUCUGUCAGCCGUGGGGAUCCCUUCUCUCCGACCCGCAGUUCAUCGCCGCUCAUGCCACCCGUCACCCACGGCCGCUCUUCGUCGCAGGCCACGGCAAAUCAGACCCUGACGAUGGCAUUCUUUGCCGCAUCAUGGACCUCUCCGGCAGGGUCAUCAAGCAGAUCCGCUCGAAAAAAGACGAGUGGCUGAUAUCCACCCAAUGCAACCUCGCCUGCGUUGCAAAAGGGACCCCCAAGCGCUGCCAGUUGCUCAACCUUGUCACUGGAGAGAGAUUUCCAGUGCCUGAAGGAUUGUCCCCGGAGCACACGCCGCGGAAGCUCGAGUUCUCGAAUCAUAAGGUUUCUGUUGCAUUUGGGCAGGUUGCCUCAACAGGGGAGUUCAAGUUGCUUCGUGUGGUUGAUAAGAAGGCCUCUGACGAAGUCCGCCGUGAACAGCUAUGCGAGGUGUUCACACACGGUGGCAGCAGGGGUUCUCCGUGGAGAGGGAAGAAGGCCGCUCAGGAUCAUGUUAAUAUGAGCCCUCUGAGCAGAGUGGCCAUUGAUGGAAUUGUGUAUUUUCUCUUGGAUGAGUAUGUGAGCAGCCGAGAUGUUCGACCAAAAGGCAUUGCAUCCUUUGACCUGCUGACAGAAGAGUGGAGGGCAAUUCUCCGAGGACCUGUAUCCAUCCUUGCUAAAGGUAGAUAUGGCGAUCUUUCUCUGGCUGCCCUUAAUGGAUCCUUAGUUUUGGUUCAUAGUAGGCCAUAUGUUUCAAUGGACCUGUGGUUUCUGAUGGACUUUGAAAAGGGCUUGUGGGUCAAACAACAUACUGUCAAAGUCAAUUUGAGUGUCCUUGAUGGAUUCCGUGCACAUCCUUUGGUGAUACUGAAGAAUGGGAGUAUUGUUAUUUAUAUUGGAUCUAGAAGAUCAUUGAGGAUUUAUAAUCCAAGGACCAACACUUAUAGAAAUGUGGCAAAGAUGGUGUCUAGUGAAGGAAUUGCUUUGUACACCGGAAACCUUUUGAGCAUAGCAAAUGAUGCCAUUUAAUGAGAAUGCCACGUCGUGGAAAAAGUAGCAAACCAAGCUAUGGCCGGACGACCGGGAGUCCGUACAUCCACAAGCCGCUUCCUAGCGGUGUUCCAGUACCUAUGUGCUUUUGUGGUGAUCCUUGCAAGGUAGAAAUUUCGGAAGACGAGGAAACCUAUCGGCAGAGGUAUUGGAUGUGUUCGAAUUUUGUCUGGGAGCCUACGCCAAAACAACGCCGCAGUAACUUCAUUACCCCUCCACCAUUGUGUGAUUUUGAGCAGUGGAUCGACACUGAGAUUAAGGAGUCCGACAAGCGGCUUCUACAAGGCCUAAAGGAGUGGGAUGCAGAGCGUGCAGAGAUAUUAGAGAAGAGACGUAGAGAGGAGGCUCAAAAGAGGGAGCACAAGGAAGAGGAGGAAAGAAGACGUGUUGUUGCGGCUCGGGAGGAGAGGGAAAAGAAGCUUGAGCGUGUGCGCCGAGCGAAGGCAGCGAUGGAUGAGAAUCCAGAUGCCCAGAGGAAGGGAAAGUGGCCUCGUUGCACUCAGUAGUUACAUUACCUUCUUGUUCUUUGUUUGGUUCAUGGACAAUAUUGUUUUGUGUUGGACUUUUCAAUUUGUUGUUAUGUAAUGCACUUUAGCAAUUUUAAUUUGGUUUCAUUAUUAGUAGACAAUAUUUUUAUUUGAGUAUUGCAUAGGCAAUGAAAUGAGGAUAAUUAGUUGAAAUAGAAGUU